Molecule: messenger RNA, 387 nt
Organism: Ochlerotatus camptorhynchus
Lineage: Eukaryota; Metazoa; Arthropoda; Insecta; Diptera; Culicidae
Gene: Tcs6
Product: Threonyl-carbamoyl synthesis 6
Exons: 2
Coding region: 100-387 (95 amino acids)
Cellular component (GO): EKC/KEOPS complex
Source: RefSeq, a predicted model, not a curated record
UUUCUCCUUUGGGGUGUUCGCACGAUUUUUGCAGAAAUCUUUCCGUUCAUCCAGAGCAUGAUCAUAGUUUUAACUUAUUCCAACUGAUACCGCUCGAUCAUGACCGAUGAUGGCAGCAACAUUGUUGUCACCCUGAGCGUACCAUUUCCAUCGCGGCGAGAAGCGGAAAUUGCCUUCAACGUACUCCGGAUCGACACCGAACCGAAGCGAAGCUUCAUCGAGAAGUCAUUCAAAUUGAUCGACAACCAACUGCUGGUCGAAUUCAACGGUCAGCAAGCCAAAAACGUCCGAGUCGGAGUGACUUCCUUUUUCGACUCGCUGAUCCUGUGCUGUGAAACGUUGGACCUAUUUGGACCGGCGGUUUCGGACGAGUACGGACAUUACUGA